AUGGGCGCUCUCGGCUCUGGCCUCAAGAACCAAGAAUGGGAUAUCAACAGCCUUCCCAAGUUCGAGAAGUCUUUCUACAAGGAGCACCCCGACGUUGAAACCCGAUCUGAUGCCGAUGUUGAGGCUUUCCGCCGCAAGCACCAGAUGACCAUUGCUGGCUCGAACGUUCCCAAGCCUGUCGAGACCUUCGACGAGGCUGGCUUCCCCCGAUAUGUUAUGGAUGAGGUCAAGGCUCAGGGUUUCCCUGCUCCCACCGCCAUCCAGUCUCAAGGUUGGCCCAUGGCUCUCUCCGGUCGCGAUGUCGUUGGUAUUGCCGAGACUGGUUCCGGAAAGACCCUCACCUACUGCCUUCCCUCCAUCGUUCACAUCAACGCCCAGCCUCUCCUCGCCCCCGGUGACGGCCCCAUUGUUCUUGUCCUCGCUCCUACUCGUGAGCUUGCUGUCCAGAUCCAAGAAGAGAUGAAGAAGUUCGGUCGAUCUUCUCGCAUCCGAAACACCUGUGUCUACGGUGGUGUCCCCAAGGGUCCUCAAAUUCGCGACCUCUCUCGCGGAGUCGAGGUGUGCAUUGCCACUCCCGGUCGUCUCAUUGACAUGCUCGAGGCCGGUAAGACCAACUUGCGUCGUGUUACCUAUCUCGUCCUCGACGAGGCUGAUCGCAUGCUUGACAUGGGUUUCGAGCCCCAGAUCCGCAAGAUCAUUGGUCAGAUCCGACCUGAUCGACAAACCCUCAUGUGGUCCGCUACCUGGCCUAAGGAAGUCCGUGCUCUCGCUUCCGACUUCCUCCAGGACUUCAUCCAAGUCAACAUUGGUUCCAUGGAGCUUGCUGCCAACCACCGAAUUACACAAAUCGUUGAGGUUGUUACCGAGAUGGAGAAGCGUGACCGCAUGAUUAAGCACAUGGAGAAGGUCAUGGAGAACAAGGAGAACAAGAUCCUCAUUUUCGUUGGCACAAAGCGAGUUGCUGACGAGAUCACCCGAUUCCUUCGCCAGGACGGAUGGCCUGCGCUUUCCAUUCACGGUGACAAGCAGCAGAACGAGCGUGAUUGGGUCCUUGACCAGUUCAAGACCGGAAAGUCCCCCAUCAUGGUGGCUACCGAUGUGGCCUCGCGUGGUAUUGCACUUGCUGUACUUUACUCUCGUAUUUAG
Messenger RNA from Fusarium graminearum PH-1, 1146 nucleotides. Its product is annotated as ATP-dependent RNA helicase DBP2. The record is from RefSeq and is a predicted model, not a curated record. Bases 1 to 1146 code for a protein of 381 amino acids. Gene Ontology annotation, biological process: rRNA processing. Lineage: Eukaryota; Fungi; Ascomycota; Sordariomycetes; Hypocreales; Nectriaceae. The transcript is spliced from 4 exons. Gene Ontology annotation, cellular component: cytoplasm; ribonucleoprotein complex; nucleus. Gene Ontology annotation, molecular function: ATP binding; RNA binding; RNA helicase activity.